AUGGGAGCAGGUCCGAGUUGGGGAGAGAGAGAAGAAAGACAACGUGAAUGGGAAAGAGAAGAACGUCAACGACAGAUUAAAGAAGAAGAAGAAAGAAUUCGAGAAGAAGAAAAAGAAAGGUAUGAGAAGAUCAGAGAGCAGCAAAGAAAGCUGGAUGAAGAGAAUCAGAAAAUAAAUGAAGAAAGACAAAGAAGAGAACUAGAACGGUUGGAAGACAUUUGGAAGAAGGAGCAAGAAGCUGAAAAUGCGAUAAUUGCGGCCGAAAUCAGGGAAAGAGUCAGAAGGAAGGAGGAAGAAGAGGCAAGUCAUCUUUAUAUGCCACAUAUAAUUUAUAUAUAAAAUAAUGCAAAGGAGUUUAGGUAAUUUGUUGUUUACCUUUAGGUAAAAAUUUGUAGAGAUAGUGAAGCUUUUACCGUUUUUAACUUUAAAAGAUGAAAGUAUAUAUUUUAGGCCAAAAAAUCCUUUAACAUGACAUACGAUGCAUAUAUGGCAAAAAGAGCUCAAAAAAUGGCCGAAUUGGCUAAGCGUGAUGAAGAUAACAGAAUGAACAGAAUCUUGAAAGAAGCCGAAAUGAUGUCUGAAGCUGCUCGUGAACGAGAAGAAAAACAUGUUGAAGAACAAGAGAACCAGAAGAAGGCAAAUCAACACAACAAGCUGAGAAAGGAACAAAGAAGGCAGAAAUUGGACGAGAAGUAUGAGAAGAAGCAAGAGAAAGAAGUGGAUUUGAAACUGAAGGAUGAUAGAAGCGUUUUGAAGGCCAAGAAUGAAGCUACACACAAGGAACGUCACAAAACGAUCAGCACCAGCUCUGAGAAAGAUGAUAAAGGUAAUGGAGGUAAGGGAAAAGAUGGCAAAGGGAAAGGAAAAGAAAGAAAGGUCAAUGGAGGUAAAGGAAAAGAUGUAAAGAAUGGAAACGGAAGACAGAGAACUAAUGGAUGUAGUUAUCAAGAAAGAAUGCAACAUUUGGCCGAUUGGAAGCAGAGGAUGACCGAAAGAACGGCUAACAAAGAAGAUGAAGAGAACGUGUUGUACUAA
Bursaphelenchus okinawaensis is the source of this 1035-nucleotide messenger RNA. The record is from the annotation of a GenBank genome assembly. Lineage: Eukaryota; Metazoa; Nematoda; Chromadorea; Rhabditida; Aphelenchoididae.